AUCAACAAAUCUGUAUAGCUUUCCUUUGCUACAUAGGGCAUGAUACGUCGCGUAUUUAAGAUGUUAUAAAUUAUUUUAACUUUUUUCUGCUUCUUUAUUUGUAAAAGCUAUUAUAUUAUAAUAGAACGAAAAGAUGGAUUUCAACGAUCUGGAUUCCGAUAGUGAACAUAACAGCAAUGAUAUUGCAGCCAUCUUACAAUACUUAAUCAGCAGUGGACAAGUGCGAAUAAUUGCAGCAUCUCCUCAGUUAUACAAUGAUGGUUCUGAUGAUGAAACUGCUGUUCGCUGCACUCCUAAAGCUGAUCAUUAUCCUGAUACCUCCUGCCUUAAGGGCAGUGAUUUAAGCCAAGCCAUUCUUCUCAAUUCUGGAGCACUGAAUGAUCGGCAUGCGAAUUCUCCAGCGGGUAUGAUUCCGUUACCCUGCAUGUUGAGAUCAAGAGAAAUUGGAAUGAAUGGCAGGCAGCAUUUUAGUUUAGGUGACCGUUGUCAAAUAAUGCAGAGGGUAAUUCCUAAUAAGAAAGAUGUUCUAGACCGUUAUACAGGAAAGGUAUUUUGUGGUACUUUUGCCAGAGAUGGUGAUGUUUUUAUGUCAGCUGCACAAGAUUAUUGUAUCAGGUUAUAUGAUACAAGUAAAGGACUUUUUAAUCUGAAAAAACUUGUUGAAGCAAGAGAUGUUGGAUGGAGUAUUUUAGACACUGCUGUUAGCCCAGAUGGAAACACUUUUAUUUACUGCAGCUGGUCUGAAUGUAUUCAUAUUUGUAAUGUAAGUGAGGAUCAGGAACUUCAUGAGGCUCUUCCACUUUACCCUGAAGAACGAAGAUUUUGUGUUUUUGCUCUUCGAUUUUCUCAAGACGGAAGUGAAAUUCUUGGCGGGGCCAAUGAUCAAUAUUUAUAUGUAUAUAACAGAGAAGUAAAUAGAAGAACUUUAAGAAUAUAUUCUCAUGAGGAUGAUGUAAAUACAGUUGCCUUUGCUGAUAACACUUCGCAAAUUCUUUUUAGUGGUGGAGAUGAUGGUAUUUGUAAGGUUUGGGAUCGCAGGACUCUUUGUGAAUUUUCCCCAAAACCUGUAGGUAUUCUUGCUGGGCAUGAAGAUGGUAUUACAUAUGUUGAUUCGAAAGGUGAUGGCAGGCAUUUAAUAACUAACAGCAAAGAUCAGACAAUUAAAUUAUGGGAUAUGCGUAUGUUUUCCCCAUCUUCAUGUAUGGAAGGUGCAUAUAAAGCUGUCAAAUCACACAAUUGGGACUACAGAUGGCAGAGAGUCCCAACAAGCUUGAAUAGACAGAAACGUAAAUUGCCUGGGGAUACCUCAUUAAUGACCUAUAGAGGUCACAGUGUUCUGCAGACUUUGAUUCGAUGUCACUUUUCUCCAGAAACUACUACUGGACAAAGUUAUAUUUAUACUGGUUGUGCUCAAGGUCGUAUUAUUGUUUAUGAUGUUCUUACUGGCAAAAUAAAAGCAACUUUAAAAGGACACAAAGGUUGUGUCCGUGAUGUUUCAUGGCAUCCAUACAGAAAUGAAAUAAUGAGUAGUUCAUGGGAUGGUACUAUUGUGAAAUGGACCUUUAACAAAACUGAAAUCGAUUCAGAUUCAGAAGAAGGUUCAACUGUUUAUAGCCACGGCGAUGGUGGAUUGCGUCGAUCACAACGCCUUGCCGAUCAGCGAAGGAAACAAGAGUCUGAAAUUUGCUGAGUUUGUACAAAAGAGGGUUAAUUUUAACUUUUUCUUUUUCUGCAUUUCCAAACUAUUUUAAGGAAAGAGCUACUUAUUGUAGAAUAAUAAAGAGUAAUUAAAAAAUAUAUUUUCAAAAAGUGUUAUUUUAUUUGUUUUUCAAUCCCGGUUACUUUUGAUUUUUCUUUUAGUGUGACUUCCAAAUUAUGUUUUAUGAUGUAUAGUUUCUUACACUUUUAUAGUCAAUAUGAAAGAAAAUAUUUUGUAUCAUAAUUUUCAGUCAUGUAUGUGAAGAUGUAAAUAUUUAUAUAGUAGUAAUAAAGUGAACCUAAGAUUGCGUGAUAGUUCAAAAUUGGACAACAUGAAUAGGUGUGAAGCCUGAUUUCAUAGAAAUUUUGCGUCGUAAUAUUUUCUUUGCAUCUGCACUUAUAAUAUUGCUUUAUGUAACUUACUUGGCUAUUACUGUUAAUGAAUAUUGCAAUGUCAAAAAAAAUUAGUAUCUUUAUUGAAUUUAUUUCAUAUACAUAUAAUGAAUGUGUACAGUAUUUUGCCAAUCCAUACCAUUUCCAUUGUGAAAUAUCGCUGUUGUUGUAUUUCUUAUUGAAUGUACUGUAAUGUGACCUUCCUGUUGCAUUAUGUAAUGUGCCUUUUUAUAACCUUUAAUGUGGUUUUAAUAACUAAGUCAAUAGUUUCUUAUUGUUUUUUUGUUUGUUUAAUUAUCACUAGAAUUGUAAAGAAAUUUCUGCAACUAUAUAUGUAAAGUAAUGUGUAGUUACAAAUUAGUUUAUUUACUGUAUUUCAUUCAUAAUAUCUUUCAUAUAUUUCAUGUAAGUAGAAAUCAAUUAGUGUUGAUUUUAAUUGAUUAUAAAUAUUUGUCACUGGCAAAAUGUGUGUAUUAUUUGAAUUUUCUUCUUGUUUUAUGGUGAAAGAGUUGGAGAUAUUUUCAUAACUUUAAUCUUCUCUAGGUUAAUUAUCUUGGACAAAUAAUUUUUCUUAUAUUAAUUCUUCCCUGUGGUGACUGAAUUUAACAAUAAAUAAGUUGUUUUUAAUAGAGUAGUAAAAGUAUAUAUACUUUCCUGUUUGAGUUCAAACUUUUUUUUUAACUAAAUAUAUAGAAUUGCCAAAUCCACUAUUAUUUUUAUGAACAUAAUUUCUUAAACUAAAAUGAUUUUUAAAAGAAUAAUAUCCUAUAAUUAUAUAUUUGAGCAAUUAUGUAAUGUAUAAAUCUGAUAUUGUAAUUGGAAUAUGUCUUGAAUUUUGAUAAGUAUUUCUAUUUGUUCUUUUUUUUUUUUUUUUCCCUUACAAAAUUUUAAGAACUUUCUUAGCCAAGUAAGAUUUUUAUAAGCAUUUUAGACUUGCUUUGACAGCUGUAAUUUUUGCAAUUGUUUUCUUUUUUGUUUCACCUGAAUAUAAUUUGCUUGCUAAGUUAUUCACAAUUACAGUCUUUGAAAACUUCUAAAGCUGUAUCCUUGUAUUCAAAAAUUAAUUAUAAAAACAUAAUAGAUAAUUUCUAGCUGUUAGUUAAGCAAUAGUUUCCUGGCAACAAAGUACAUUAUUAUUUGUAUAUAUACUUUCCUGUCAUAUAAAUAUUUAUCCACAAGCAUUAUUCCUGUCUAUUGAUGCAUAUGCUUGUUAUCUCUACAGUCUGAAUAUGUGAGUGACUGUAAUUUUGUUACAUUGAUCCUUGUAAGGGUGUAUAUAAAAAUGUUAAAAUAAAAAUGUCAGUCAAUGUAUCGUUUUGGA
Argiope bruennichi is the source of this 3412-nucleotide messenger RNA. Its product is annotated as DDB1- and CUL4-associated factor 11-like. Gene Ontology annotation, molecular function: protein binding. The transcript has 17 exons. Gene Ontology annotation, biological process: proteasome-mediated ubiquitin-dependent protein catabolic process. Lineage: Eukaryota; Metazoa; Arthropoda; Arachnida; Araneae; Araneidae. The record is from RefSeq and is a predicted model, not a curated record. Bases 134 to 1690 code for a protein of 518 amino acids. Gene Ontology annotation, cellular component: Cul4-RING E3 ubiquitin ligase complex.